Messenger RNA from Orbicella faveolata, 1312 nucleotides. Its product is annotated as metalloproteinase inhibitor 3-like. Gene Ontology annotation, biological process: negative regulation of endopeptidase activity; negative regulation of membrane protein ectodomain proteolysis. NCBI's taxonomy places the organism in Eukaryota, Metazoa, Cnidaria, Anthozoa, Scleractinia, Merulinidae. Gene Ontology annotation, cellular component: extracellular matrix. The record is from RefSeq and is a predicted model, not a curated record. Gene Ontology annotation, molecular function: metalloendopeptidase inhibitor activity; protease binding.
AGCGUGGCUGCCAUGGCAAAAUGAUAUAAAAAACGGCGCGGAAUGAUAGAAGCUCAGAAUCGGUAGCUCGAACUUGAAGAGACUCUUUCUACUGAAGAGCAAGUGAACAAGAUUAAGAGAUAAAGAUGGUGCUUUUACAAGUUCUUUUUAUCACCCUGUUGUUUGUGGCGACCUCUCUUGCCAGCUGUUUUCCGGAGCACCCGCAAAAACAAUUCUGCAAGGCCGAUUUUGUUGUACACGCUAGAGUCCUGUAUGGACCUGAAUCUGACUACAUGCCAAACAGUGGAAGGAAUCCAUCAAUGAAAUAUCACGUUUACCAACUGAGGAUUCUGGAAAUCUUUAAAGGCCGUGACCAUGUCCAGAAGAACCUGAUUCCCGCUAAAGGCUUUAACUUUGUGAAUCUAUACACCCCUUCGCCUCGUGUGUCCGCCGCUGCGGGCUUGGUCCCAAACUCCGAGUAUCUUCUCUCUGGUAGGGUCGAAGCGGGCUACUUGUACACCAGCUUCUGUAACUGGCGCCAAAGGUGGGCGGGUGUAACGAGUGAGCAGCUGGAAGGAGUGCGAACACAGUACAACAAAGGAUGUCAGUGUUUAAUCGGGUUCUCGUUUUGUUUCACCAAAGACUGUCCAAGACUAUUGAAAGGUUGUGAUGGAUUCCCCGACUCGAACUUCGACUGUAGAGCGAAAUUUGAUCGGUGUGAAAUCAACUUCGGCGGCAAUAGCUGUAGUUGGCUAAGCAGCAAGCGAAGAGGGCGUUUCCAGCAAUGUGUAAAAAUCUCCCAGCGUUUCUUCCCAUAAGUAAGUGGAACGUCGUGCGAAAUUUCUUAAUUACACGAAGACUGAGUUUUGUAAUUUUAUGGUGAUGUCAGCAACGAAAACUAACUGACAAAAAUAGCGUUCCACUGAUUGGAAAAAGCGAUGAAAAAACAUUUUACUGGUCGAAGAGCUUUAGUGAACAAUGUUUAUACAACCACCUAUGUGAUGUUUUAACAGAAUGGUCAUACAUAGCUCUUUGAGUCCAUAAGGGUAUCGAUGUAAACUGAAAAUUUACGUUCCCACGUACCUCUUUCCAAAAUGUCAUAGAUAAGAGGUGUCAUAGAUAAGAGGUACUAUAUCAAACAUUUUAAAAAGUUGUCAUUAGAAGAAAUGUAGGAAAUAAGUAUGUGUAAUCAAAUGGUUUUCUCGUGAAAUUAGGAAAUAAUUUCACUCGCGUUUUGUCAAAAUUCUGAUAAUUUCCCGGGAAUGUACUGAUUUUCCUUAGAUGAUGUACCGUUAGUUUUUGUUUUGAAAAUAAAGCUAUGUUACUUUUAAAA